Molecule: messenger RNA, 777 nt
Organism: Castor canadensis (American beaver)
Lineage: Eukaryota; Metazoa; Chordata; Mammalia; Rodentia; Castoridae
Gene: Mbd3l1
Product: methyl-CpG binding domain protein 3 like 1
Source: RefSeq, a predicted model, not a curated record
GGAUGGCCAGGAGGACCACACUGCUGAAUGUGUGCUGCAGGGAUCUCUGUGGGGCCAAGAUGAAGCCCUCAGUUCUCAGGGUCUGCACCCUGAUCCUUUGAUUCCCCUGAGGAAGAAGUAUCACCCCAGACCGGGGUGACCCUGUGAGCUGCACGAAUUAGGACAAGGACUAAGGUUUGCCAACAGGGUAAGAGGAAAAGAAGUCUGAUGGCCAAGAUUUCACAGAGGAAGGAAAAUGACUGUGCAAACCAAUCCAGACCCAAGCCUGGUUUAAGCAUCUCAGUCCCCUUGAGGAUGUCCAGUUACACAUUCAAGAGGCCAGUUACUAGAAUUACAUCCCAUCCGGGCAAUGAGGUUAGAUACCACCAGUGGGAGGAGAACUUGGACAAGCCCCAACAGGUCUGUUGGCAGAAAAGGCUGCAAGGAUUCCAGGCCUACAGCAGUGUAGGACAACUUCUAAGUACUUUAGAUCUUGCCAGAGCUUUGCAAAAACUUGCACCUAGAUGCACAGGUACAUCCCUACCAGGGGCUGUGGCUGGUGCUGUGCAUGCCAGCCCCACAUGUGCCCUUGCCUCUUCACAUUCGGCAGAGAUGAUUCCUGGAGUGGGCCUGGGUGUCUCACAGCAUCUCUACAAACAAUUUCUGGUUACUGAGGAAGACAUUAGGAACCAGGAAAGGAAAGUGAAGACAGCAAGGGAGAGGCUGGCGAUAGCAUUGAUUGCAGACAGACUAGUUAGUGAAGCAGAGAAGGUGAAGGGUCCAAGAAGGAUGAACUGA